Messenger RNA from Trachymyrmex septentrionalis, 582 nucleotides. It is a transcript of the gene Pfdn1, whose product is annotated as prefoldin subunit 1. Lineage: Eukaryota; Metazoa; Arthropoda; Insecta; Hymenoptera; Formicidae. The transcript has 2 exons. Gene Ontology annotation, biological process: protein folding. The record is from RefSeq and is a predicted model, not a curated record. Gene Ontology annotation, molecular function: protein folding chaperone. Gene Ontology annotation, cellular component: prefoldin complex; cytoplasm. Bases 122 to 502 code for a protein of 126 amino acids.
UCUGUGCUGUUGACGUAUAUGGUUAGGAACGUUGUACAAGAAAAUACAAUAAAUUUCUUGACGUCGCAGAAAUUUGAGGAUUUUGUAAUUUUAUCCAUACAAGACAUUGUGAUAACUGAGGAUGUCGAAAGUAUUGGACGAGGAAUUGAAGCAAGCCUUCUCAAAGUUGCAUGAGAAGAUGGUAGAUACUAAGCAAAAAUUGAAGUUGGCUGAUAUACAAAUCGAUAAAUUGCGGCGUACGAAACAGCGGGCAGAACUCACCACGAAGGAAAUUAGCAAUUUACCCGAGGACACAAGAAUGUAUGAGUCUGUCGGUCGAAUGUUCCUUCUAGAUAAUAUGAACAACAUUAAGGAGAAUUUGGAUAGUAGAAUAAAAACGUCUGAUGAGAAGAUCAAGACGCUAGAGAAUAACAAAACGUAUCUACAGCGGAGUUUGAAGGAGAGCGAAAAUGAAAUCAGAGAAAUGAUUCAGCAAAAGCAGAGCAAGGAGACUUCGGGUUAAAUGAGACUUGCGUAUCAAUGUGUGAAUGUGCUAUUUCAGUUUUUUCUCAUCAAUAUCUUUUAAAUUUUUCGGAUUAUUAU